CACCCUCUCCUUUGUCCCUCCUUCUGGCUGGCUGGCUGCUCGCUCGCUCGGAGCCACCUUUGGCGCUGGUUGUGUUGGAGGCUCUCCGGCAGGGGCUCACCUGGCCCGGGAAAGGAGAGACAGAGAGACCCCUUUUUGCGCACCUGCCUCGCGUCCUUGCACCCCUCUCCUGCCAGCCCAAAUGGCGCUUCGGAUGCGGCAGGUCGUCGGCCGUCCUGCGCUCCCGCUGCAGCCGCCGCCGCGCUGGCUAUUGUGAGAGCAGCAGCCCGGGGUUUCUUGGCUAGCGGUGAAGCCUGCAUCCCGGCCUCUGCAAUGCUGUCUGUUUUGCGGUCCAGCCCUCAACCUUGAGCUCAGCCGCGAUGCCAGAGAGCGGGGCAGGAGCGGCGCCGGGCUCCCAGGACAGCGAGCGCCACAAGAGGGGCGCCGCAGAUGGCGAGGCGUCCGGGCCAGCCGCCACCGGGGUCCUGGAUAAGCUCUUCGGGAAGAGGCUCCUGCAAGCCGGCCGUUACAUCAUGUCUCACAAAUCGUGGAUGAAAACGGUGCCUACGGAAAACUGUGAUGUCCUGAUGACCCUGCCAGACACGACCGACGACCACACGCUUCUAUGGCUGCUGAACCACAUACGGCUGGGUAUUCCGGAGCUCAUCAUUCAGAUACGGCACCACAAGCACACCCGGGUCUACGCCUUCUUCGUCACAGCGACUUACGAAAGUUUGCUCCGAGGAGCCGAUGAGAUCGGAUUGCGGAAGCCUGUGAAAGCAGAGUUCGGAGGCGGAAUGCGGAGCUUCUCCUGCGAGGAGGAUUACAUCUACGAGAACAUCGAAAACGAACUUUAUUUUUUCACUUCUCAGGAACGUCAGAGCAUCAUCAGGUAUUGGCUGGAGAAUCUGCGAGCCAAACAGGGCGAGGCUCUGCACAACAUCCACUUCCUGGAAGGCCAGCCAAUCGUUCCCGAGUUGGCUGCCCGUGGCAUUCUCCAGCAGGUCUUCCCCAUCCACGAGCAACGGAUCCUCAACCGGCUGAUGAAAUCGUGGGUACAAGCCAUUUGCGAACCGCAACCUUUGGAUGAUAUCUGUGACUACUUUGGCGUGAAAAUCGCCAUGUAUUUUGCCUGGCUGGGCUUCUACACGUCGGCCAUGGUUUACCCGGCUGUCUUCGGCUCCCUUCUCUACACCUUCACGGAGAACGAUCAGACCAGCCGGGACGUCUGCUGUGUGAUCUUCGCCAUCUUCAACGUCAUCUGGGCCACCCUGUUCCUGGAGGAGUGGAAGCGGCGGGGGGCCGAGUUCGCCUACAAGUGGGGCACCCUGGACACGCCGGCGGAGUCCAUCGAGGAGCCGCGGCCGCAAUUCCGGGGGGUGAAGCGCGUGAGCCCCGUCACCAACUCGGAGGAGUUCUACUACCCGCCCUGGAAGCGGCUGCUCUUCCAGUGCUUGGUCAGCCUCCCGGUCUGCCUCUUCUGCCUCUCCUUCGUCUUCCUCGCCAUGCUGGGCUGCUUCGAGCUACAGGAAUUUGUGCUGAGCAUUAAGGAGCUGCCGCGCAUCGUGCGUUUCCUGCCAAAAAUUGUGCUGGCCGUCAUCGUCACCGCCUGCGACGAAGUCUACAAGAAGAUCGCCUAUUGGCUGAACGACAUGGAAAAUUAUCGCUUGCAGAGUGCCUACGAAAAACACCUCAUCAUCAAAAUGGUCUUGUUUCAGUUUGUAAAUUCAUACCUAAGUCUUUUCUACAUCGGAUUCUACCUCAAAGACAUGGACCGCCUCAAGGAGCUCCUGCUCAUCUUUUCCCUCUUCCAAAGCCUCGUGCGUCAGCUCAGAGACGCCCUCCUUCCCACCGUCAUUCUCCAAUUCCACCUCUGCCUCAUCUCCUUUAAGGGUCUCCUGAGCUUCUGUUGGCAGCUGGCUGUCUCCAAAAUGCUGGCGACCCUCCUCAUCACUCGCCAGUUCCUGCAGAACGUGAAGGAGGUCUCCCAGCCGCACUUGUACAGCAAAUUCAAGCGUGGGGACCUGAGCGCGCAGAACUUCCGAGAGGCGGCACAGACUAUUCUUCGCCUGCUGGCCCAGAAGUGUGCCCCGGCCAGGCCCCGCGGAGCCCACCACCGGGGUCCCCGGCACGGCGGGGACCCCCCGGCCGGCCACGGCCCGGAGGCCGCCGAGGGUCCGGAGGGGGUUCCCCGCGGGGAGAAGAAAUGUCUCAACGGUGGCUGCGGCGUCCCUGAGGAAGAGGAUGAGGAGAGGAAGGACUCCGACUCGGAGGACGAGAGCAUCAUCGACUGCGGGCUGAAGUUGAAGAAGGUGAGCUUCAUCGAGAAGGCCGACCGCAAGGCCGGCGACCCGGGUCUGGAGGAAGGGGCCAGUUUCCUGGAGGAAGGCAGCCCCACCAUGGUGGAGAAAGGUAUGGACCCGGCCUCCGUCUUCGAGCUGUGCGAGGACGACGACGAGAGCGACGGGGCCUCCGGGAGUCCCCUGCGGGGAGCGCCGGAAGCCAAGGAGCCGGCCGUGACCAUGAGGGCCCGGAGGCCACGGGGCGUCAGGAACCCCUUGGAAGAGGGUGAGGAAGGCGAGGAGGGAGAGGAAGGGCGGAAGUCCAGCAGGAGCUCCUGGAUCGACCCACCAGAGGAGGUCUUCGCCGCCCAGCUCGCCCAGGCCGAGGUGGAGAGUUGCAUGAAGAAGUACGAGGACACUUUCCAAGACUACCAGGAGAUGUUCAUCCAGUUUGGCUACGUGGUCCUCUUCUCGUCCGCCUUCCCUCUUGCCGCCACGUGCGCCUUGAUCAACAACAUCAUUGAGAUACGGAGCGAUGCCUUCAAGCUCUGCACGGGCCUCCAACGCCCCUUUGGCCAGCGGGUGGAAAGCAUUGGGGAGUGGCAGAAGGUGAUGGAAGCCAUGGGUGUCCUAGCCAUCGUGGUGAACUGCUACUUGAUCGGUCAGUGUGGGCAACUUCAACGCCUCUUCCCCUGGCUUAGCCCAGAGGGGGCCAUCAUAUCCGUGGUGGUGCUGGAGCAUUUUGCCCUCCUGCUCAAGUACGUCAUCCAAGUGGCUAUCCCGGACAUCCCUGGCUGGGUGGCGGAGGAAAUGGCAAAACUGGAGUACCAGCGGCGAGAGGCUUUUAAGAAACACGAACGCCAGGCACAGCACCACUUCCAGCAGCAACAGCGCCGCAAGCGAGAGGAGGAGGAACGCCAGCGCCACGCCGAAUAUCAUGCCCGCAAGGAACGGGAGAGCGGGCGGGAGGAGGGCAAGUCGGACGGAGGGGGCCCCGAGACCGGCCACGAGAAGAGCCAGCCCAAAGGGAAAGGGCCAGGGGGCUCGGGCCACGGCUCGGAGAAGCCGAAAAGGCCAAGCUCUCUGCUGGCCACCAACAACGUCAUGAAACUGAAGCAAAUAAUCCCCUUGCAGGGGAAGUUCUUGUCUGGGGGGGCGGGGGGCGGCGGCAGCACGUCGGGGGCGCGCUCCCCGCAGUCCCCCACCGGCACCGACAACAAACUGCCCGGCUUCCUCAGCUUCAAGUUCCUCAAAUCCCCGGAGACCAAGCGGGAGGCCACCACCGAGAAGGUCCAGUCGCCCACGAAGCCUUUCAACCCAAGCAAACUGUUCAACUUCAGCAAGUCGGAAGGGGGGAACGGCGCGGCCCCUCUUCCGCAGCACCAGCCGCGGCCCGGGACCUCGGCGGACGAGAAACCCGCGGCUCAGAGAUCGCACCUCAACGGGCUGGUGGACGAUGAGGCCGAGGAGGAACCGGAGAUCCGAACGGCGGCGGAGGAGGAGGGUCCGGGGCACAAACUCUAACCGUCCCCCUACCUCCGGGCGAGGGCUGGGGGAGAGAGAGAGAGAAAGGACAGGGAGGGAGAGAAAGGCGGAAUUGGGUCGCCGGUCGGUUCUUCAAGCGGAUUUGGGGCAGGUCCACCAUUUGGCCGUGGCGGUGGCACUUGGGG
Messenger RNA from Podarcis muralis (Common wall lizard), 3931 nucleotides. It is a transcript of the gene ANO8, whose product is annotated as anoctamin 8. NCBI's taxonomy places the organism in Eukaryota, Metazoa, Chordata, Lepidosauria, Squamata, Lacertidae. Gene Ontology annotation, biological process: chloride transmembrane transport. The record is from RefSeq and is a predicted model, not a curated record. Gene Ontology annotation, molecular function: chloride channel activity. Gene Ontology annotation, cellular component: plasma membrane.